This is a messenger RNA of Syzygium oleosum, 1848 nucleotides long. RefSeq names its product phospholipase A1-Igamma3, chloroplastic. Gene Ontology annotation, biological process: lipid metabolic process. NCBI's taxonomy places the organism in Eukaryota, Viridiplantae, Streptophyta, Magnoliopsida, Myrtales, Myrtaceae. Gene Ontology annotation, molecular function: glycerophospholipase activity. The transcript has a single exon. The record is from RefSeq and is a predicted model, not a curated record. The coding region runs from base 236 to 1804 and encodes 522 amino acids.
UUUAUCAUUUAGUCCUUCCGAACAAAGCACCAAGUAGUCAUCCUUUGCGUGUCACUUUAACACCGAGUCCCAACCUCUCUGUGCAACACAACCUUACGGUGUGUCUUGCAAGCAACAAAAACUUCUACUUCUCCCUAUCGAUCUCUCCACUUCAGAAGUCCUCUUAAAUAGCCUCAUUAGUUCAAGAAAAAAUUGCAGAUACACACACACACACACACACACACACACACCUUUCAUGGCUUCUCUGGUAUUUUCCUUCAACAGCCCUAAGUGCACUCUCUCCUCCACUGAUGAAACCCUAACGCUCAAACGCACUCACCACCCCAGCAAUCUCGACUUCAAAACCCACCACAUGCUUCUCAAGAACCAACCCUUUUUGCCAGGAACGACGGCGACGACAAAAAACUCGAGAGCACUCUUCAGAUGCUCCUCUUCUCCUUCAACCACCAUAAGCAUACACGAGCUCGACGAGACCCAAGAAACCCUAGACGUUCAGCACGAGGACGACCGGCCACUAAGCCAAGUGUGGCGAGAAGUACAGGGUUGCAACGACUGGGAAGGACUGUUAGACCCCAUGAACUCCCACGUGCGGCAAGAGAUCAUCCGGUACGGCGAGUUCGCGCAGGCAUGCUAUGACUCUUUUGACUUCGACCCGAACUCCAAGUAUUGUGGGACUUGCAAGUAUCAAGGGUCUCAUUUCUUCGAGAAACUCGACAUGAACCACUUUGGCUAUCAAAUUAGCCGGUACUUGUAUGCGACGUCGAACAUCAACCUACCCAACUUCUUCCAGCACUCGAGGCUGAGCAAGGUGUGGAGCACCUAUGCCAACUGGAUGGGGUACAUCGCUGUAGCCAGUGACGAGGAGGAGAUCCGGCGUCUCGGGAGGCGCGAUAUCGUCAUCGCAUGGCGGGGCACGGUGACCUACCUUGAGUGGAUCUAUGACCUCAAGGACAUCCUCCACCCGGCCCAUUUCAAAGACGAUCCCACGAUCAAGAUUGAGGCCGGGUUCUAUGACUUGUACACCAAGAAAGAGAAGAACUGUCAUUUCUGCUCCUUCUCCGCUCGUGAACAGAUCCUAGCGGAAGUCAAAAGGCUCCUAGAUUACUAUCGAGACGAGGAAAUUAGCAUCACUAUCACCGGCCACAGCCUCGGGUCUGCCCUGGCCAUAAUAAGCGCCUACGACAUCGCCGAGAUGGGGGUCAACGUCGUCAAUGACGGCGGCGAGAUGAAAAAAGUACCGAUCACUGUGUAUUCCUUCUCGGGGCCUCGGGUUGGGAAUCUGAAGUUCAAAGAACGGUGCGAGGAGCUCGGGGUCAAGGUCCUAAGGGUUACUAACGUUCACGACAUGGUGCCGACUGUGCCCGGGAUCAUUGCGAACGAGAAGAUGCAAUUCCAAAAGUACUUAGAGGAGGCCUUAUCGUUCCCAUGGAGUUAUGCACACGUCGGGGUUGAGCUCGCGUUGGAUCACACACACUCGCCGUUCUUGAAGUCGACUAACGACCCGAGUUGUGCGCACAACCUCGAGGCUCUCCUUCACUUGGUGGACGGUUACCACGGCAAGGAGCUCCGGUUCAGGCUGGUCACCAAGAGGGACAUUGCCCUAGUGAACAAGAGCUGCGACUUCUUGAAGGGCAAAUACGGGGUCCCGUCAUACUGGCGGCAGGACGAGAACAAAGGGAUGGUGCGGAGCAGCGACGGCCGGUGGGUGGUGCCGGAGCGACUAGUGGACGCCCACCCGCCCGACACCGCGCACCACCUCGCGCAGGUGCUGGGGGUCGCGAACCUUCCGUUGGAAGCCGCAUGAUGAUGCUUGGUCCGGCCCAUAAUUCGGUGGUGACCGCGAACAAA